Messenger RNA from Manduca sexta (tobacco hornworm), 1203 nucleotides. RefSeq lists its product as uncharacterized. NCBI's taxonomy places the organism in Eukaryota, Metazoa, Arthropoda, Insecta, Lepidoptera, Sphingidae. The record is from RefSeq and is a predicted model, not a curated record.
AGGAGACGAGUCCCAGCCUCGGCGGGAACGAUUCGGCACCGGACAGCAAAUACAAAGAUACAAAACUGCCGCCUCACGACGAGCCGAACAUGAUUGUGGACAUCGUGAUCCCGUCGCUGCUGAUAGCGGCGCUGUUCAUCGGAAACGCGUUCAUCGUUCUCAUCAUAUACAAAUACCGGAAACGAAAAACCGAAGACCUGGAGGACGAAUUCAACACCAUUCCACUCAGCGUCAACGGCAAUGUGCAUAGUGCGGGCAACGCGGUUUAGUUAGGAGAAAGUUACACACCGACUGGCGGCGUGGACUGCUGUCGAGCGUCUGUUUAAACGCUGGGGAAAACGCUGCGUUUUUUUACACGGAACUAAUUAAUAAGCUUCUGUUGAAGGUUUUAUUGGUUUUCGAAAUAUCUGGAGCUCGAACAACUGAAAAAUCCGUCUGCUUUUAAUAAUUGCGUUUUUGCGGCCAAUUACCAAUGUUAGGAAAUGCAGCGGUUUCCGUAAAAGACAUUUAUUCGUAAUUAUGCUCUCUUAUAAACUAAAUGCCCAGUACAGUGGCGUCUACCUGGUAAAGGAAUGGGAGAUAUUUAUUUCUUCGACGAAUGUUGUCACGUAGGCUGUAUAAACGCAUUUAGUGUUAGUUUUACAUCUAUAAAUAUAUUCUGCAUGUUUUGUGUCCAAAAUAGAUAUGUAUUAGACGUGUAGAAACCCCAUUCCUUAAAUAAAACUGUCGGUGUCCAUCAUUUUUCAUCUUGGAAACGCUUAGCGUUACAAAUAUUCAAUAAAAUCGGUGUGUAAACUGUAAUGUUUCGGGCGCGGGUUUUCGACCGCGCGGCCGAGCGUGUUGUCGUCAGCUAACCGCCGCCUUAAGCCUUAAGUUACCCUAUUUAUUUGUUAAUUUACUAGAGCGUGGGUCAUCAAAUGAUGUAAGCAGUAAGACGUAGUCAAUCCUCUCAUGUCUUUCUUAAAGUAUUAGAUAUUAAGUAAGGACUGAUAUUGAUAUGAAGGUACUCGAAAUUUUCUAGAUUUUUCCAUUUUUGUUGCAGUCACCGCGAUCACUAGUGCGUCAAUUAAGAGCUUUUGAUAGGAAACGGAUGUAGAAUGUGCUCCUAUUUACUUGAAACUAAUUUCUCGACAUUGUUAAUGUUUUUGUAUGUAUUGGCAAAAUCUGUAUAAAUUCUGUAAUGAAUAAAAACCACUAUCUUUA